Messenger RNA from Gallus gallus (chicken), 2439 nucleotides. RefSeq names its product transmembrane protein 238. Lineage: Eukaryota; Metazoa; Chordata; Aves; Galliformes; Phasianidae. The record is from RefSeq and is a predicted model, not a curated record. The transcript is spliced from 2 exons. The coding region runs from base 82 to 489 and encodes 135 amino acids.
GGCCUCCCUCUCAGGUGCGGGCGGCCCGAGGCGGCGGCGCGGCGGCGCGGUGUCGUGGUGUCGUGCCGUCGCUCUCCCACCAUGGCAGCCCCCGGAGGUCUGGGCCGCUGUGUGGCUGCCUUCUGGCUGGCACUGGCAUUCGACGCGGUCGGUUUGGCGGUGCUGCUGGCCGGUGUGUUCGCCGACGUGUUCUUCGCUGAUUUACUAAUCUACGCGGGCGGCAUCGGCAUCUUCCUCAGCCUCAUCUGGUGGGUGUUCUGGUACGCGGGCAACCUGGAGGUGUCGCCAGAGGAGCUGCGCGACGACGUGGGGCUGGCACCGCCCAAGGGCCGCGGGGACAGCGUGCUGCGGGGUUUGGUGCACGGCUUCAGCCUCCGCCUCUCUUCAGUUCUCGGCACCGCGUCUCGUUCCCGCCGCGCCGCCGACCUGGAGCUGCAGCGCGCCCGCGGCCCGCCGCGCCACUCCGCCGACGGCAGCAGGAUCUGCUGAAGACAAACUUGUUGAAGUUAUUGCUUCUAAAAGAGGUGAAACUGCUACAAAUUAUGGAAGGAGAAAUCCAUACUCCAUGCAGUAGGAUUCUUUCAUUAUGGAAUAAUUUCUGCAACCACAGUGGACUGUAUAUGAAGUGGAUGCACAGACCUAUAUCUCUGCCAAAUGCACGUAUUUCAGUGUUGGACUGGAUCACAUCUGGUUGUUUUUUGUUGUUGUUGUUUGUUUUGUUUUACCCUUUCAAAAGUUAAAUUUGAUCUUCUAGAAUUGAGAACUAAAAAGGAAACCAACCCGAUUCACAGAAAAAGUAACUGCAGCAUGUUAUACAUAAGUAUAUUUCAUAGUAACCCAGGAAUGUUUGGAUAAAAAGCUCUUGCACAGUGAAAAGAUUUUGCACUGUUUUUCUAAGGUCUGUAAGUUAAACUCACUGUGAAUUUUUAUGAUGUCAGUGCAAUACUUUUAUUUGUAAGGGUGCUUUUAAAAUACCUGUGUAAAACUACUGGUGCAAAGUUAUGAAUACUGAAGUUGUUUCUAGUGUAAAUACGCAAUUUACAGUGACUCCUAUGAAGUUUCAUCAUUAUUUGGGAAUAACUUGGAAUUUGAGGUUGUAUAAGUACAGAAGUAAAAAUAGUGAUGUUGGCAUUCCAAUUCUUUCUCAUAGUUGCGUGUAACGUAAUAUAAUGCCUCUAAGAGGAGGCUUUUUAAUCCAGUUACAAUACAGCAACUUUUUCUAAAGCUGAAGCAUUAAAAAAACAACUGUAGACUUCCAAGCACUCUGAUGCUUUACAAAAUUCUACCCAAUUUAUAUAUAGAUUCAAUUGAAAUUAGAAGCAUGUAUAAAACGUUAAUAUUAAAGUUAAUGAUAACUAAAAUUCAAGUAUGUGAUAAAUUUUUGUGUUCCUCUGUUUCUGCACUAACACCAAGUUUGAGACCACCAUAGUCAAAUACAGUAGACUUUGCACUUGAAAUGCAUGCAUGAUUGUUUUUAUGCUUCACUUAUUGAACACUAGAGGUGGAUUUAACAAGAGAGUUUACUCAGAAUUCUGCAUCCGCAUUUCCUUGUGAACCCGUUAAAUAUCUUUCAAUUUGAAUAUUUCUGAAAAUAUCUUUCUUUUGAAAACUACUAGACUAACUUCUAUGCGUAUUCUAUUUCUUUAAAUAUUUUUCAAAUGCUGUCAGUCUUUCAAUAAGUUCAUGUAGACACUAGAUAUGAAAAUCUAUAAUUUCUUUACUAAAUGCAGAUGUUAGGAGUUAGAGCUGUAUCCUCCUUUUAGAGAACUGCAACAUGACACCACUGUUUUUAUUACAGUGGUCUGAUUAGAAAACAAACAAAGCCCUCAUCCCUAAAACCUAUAUACCAUAGUUUCAAUGUCAUUUCCAAGACAAUUUGUCAUUUCUGUGUUCUGAAAAAUUAUUUCUCCUGACUUCCCUGUAGCUUCAAUUGUUAAACUGAGUUUUCAGGUGUAUAAAGUCUAGUGAGUUGAAUAGCAGCUAUAAAUUAACCCAAAACUUCUGUGCAGCCAUUCACGUACUACCUGUGAUGACAGUUUUCUCUAAUGUAGUGUUGCAAUUAUAAUUAUCAAAGUAAAUUGAGUAGGGCUUUAAAUUUACUGCAGAUUACAAUAAAUCUUCUAUCCAGUAUCAGAUACUUAGUGAUUGUGAUGGAUGGUUGUUGAAUGUCAUUUGGCUGCUGACAUGUCACUCAAAUUAUAUGAGAUUCAAAUGUUUACAAUUAUGAAUAGUAUGUACAAUUUAAUUCUAAAUACAGGAGCUGGCUCAUCAAAAAAUAAAGAUUAUAUAUUCUUUAUAGAGAAGUACCAUGAUGCUACUAAUGAUGUAUCUAAACAAAGAGGUAAAAACUACUUGCUGUGGAGCAGUGCUGUUAUAAGCUAUCAUGUGUUUUUGUUGUUGUUGUUGUAUUUAUUUUUUAAUAUAAAAUAGUUAAUCUGU